UUGAUAUCCCCACCAAGUUGGACCAUGGAAUUAUGGUAGAAGAGAGGUCACCAUAUGUGGUUGCCAGCUUCCCUUUUGGCCUUCAGGUGGAAUUUGAUGCGGAUCGACACCUUUUUAUUGAAGUGGCCGAAAAGUUCAAGCAGCACCUGCGUGGCCUAUGUGGGAUCUACUCUUCCAAUGAGUACGACGAGUUCGUCACGCCCAGCGGAACUGUGGAGGACGAUCCAAACAGGUUUGGCCGAAGCUGGAUGGUGGAGGAUGCUGGCUGGAAGUGUGACCCUGUGGUCACGGUUCCACCGGACUGCAGCCGCAUGCUAAAGGAUCGGUAUAAAGGUCUUUGCAACGUGAUUUCCGAUAUCAAGGGGCCUUUUCAAGCCUGCCAGUGGAAAAUCAAUCCCCUCAAGUAUGUUACAAGCUGUGUAUAUGACCAGUGUGCUUCUGCAGGAAACUCAAAGCACUGCCGCAAAUCCCUGGAAGAUUAUGCUGCCACCUGCCUUCGGGCUGGUGUGAAGCUUGGAGUCUGGUGGACGGAUACUCUGUGUGAGCCCUCGGCCCAGUGCAGCUUCCCCUGCUCUUUUGACAACGACCUCUGUCUCUGGACGCAGUCGACCUCGGACAACUUUGACUGGACUCGACACAAAGGCCCGACACCCUCGCAGAUGACGGGGCCACCUCAUGACCACACCACAGGAAGUGGUUACUACCUCUAUGUGGAAGGGGAUCAUGUCAUUGAGGGGGACGUGGCCCACCUCAUCAGCCCCACCUGCCUGGCCCUUGAGCCCCACUGCUUCAGCUUCUGGUACCAUAUAUUUGGCGCCGCAAGUUUGAUGUCGCUGAGAGUUUACGUGGUCCCUGAAGAGAAAGAGCCCAUCAGGCUCUGGAUUGCGACGGGGAGGAAGGCAAACCAGUGGCUGCAUGCAAACGUCACCGUGCCCAGCAUGGGGAAGCUGCAGAUCAUUGUGGAAGGAAUGCGAGGAGAGGAUUUUGCUAGUGACCUGGCUGUGGAUGAUAUCUCCAUGUCAAAUGGAAGUUGCACAGCUGUGUACACCACCUAGAAGUGCACAGACCAGGCGGUAUAGAAAUAUGAGAGACAAACCAACCAAGCAAACAUUUCUCUAGUUAUGAUUUUUUUGCAUGGUCAUGAGAAAUUCUAGAAUAAAAAAGACACAAGAAUGAAAAUGAAUGGGGAGGGGGGAAGUGAACCAAAGUCAGGACGUCCUUCAGACUCCUCACCUGGCUCUGGGUAGCUUGAGG
This is a messenger RNA of Hemicordylus capensis (graceful crag lizard), 1254 nucleotides long. RefSeq names its product MAM and LDL-receptor class A domain-containing protein 2-like. The coding region runs from base 33 to 1055 and encodes 340 amino acids. The record is from RefSeq and is a predicted model, not a curated record. NCBI's taxonomy places the organism in Eukaryota, Metazoa, Chordata, Lepidosauria, Squamata, Cordylidae. Gene Ontology annotation, cellular component: membrane. The transcript has 6 exons.